This is a messenger RNA of Xenopus tropicalis (tropical clawed frog), 4378 nucleotides long. It is a transcript of the gene slc12a3l, whose product is annotated as solute carrier family 12 member 3 like. The record is from RefSeq and is a predicted model, not a curated record. Bases 394 to 3741 code for a protein of 1115 amino acids. Lineage: Eukaryota; Metazoa; Chordata; Amphibia; Anura; Pipidae. The transcript is spliced from 28 exons. Gene Ontology annotation, molecular function: transmembrane transporter activity; sodium:chloride symporter activity; chloride:monoatomic cation symporter activity. Gene Ontology annotation, cellular component: apical plasma membrane; membrane; plasma membrane. Gene Ontology annotation, biological process: chloride transmembrane transport; transmembrane transport; monoatomic ion transport.
AUGAUGGCAUCAUUCCUAACCUCAGACAGAAGUGUGCUAAGGGGCUGGGCUAUUCUAAAUGCAUUGUCUUGUCCUUGGAUAUAAGGAGCAGCAGGUUGCUGGAGACCCCAGUAGACCGUAGAGGGACACAUGGUUAGAAGUGCAUAGUACAUAUAUGUUUCUUAACUAACUGAAGUAAAUAUAAAGCCUUAACUAAGCAUUACUAGUUUGGCUUUUUGGACUAAAACAUGGUGUGGAGAAAAUGAAGAGGAUUAUUUCAAGCUGAACAUCUGCAUCUAUAAAACACAAUUAUAGACUUCUCUUUGAUAGUAAUUUGAAGUUUUUUCAAGAAACCAAGGGACAACAUCUAAUCAAGAUUUUCAGAGGGUAUACAGACCCAGCAGACUGGAGCUAAUGGAUUGCCCAGAAAACCCAGCAUUCUCCAUUGGAAGAUUCACUGUACAGCAUGCUGACAGCUUUAGGUCUGAUAAAACUCCUUAUAGGAAUGAUGGAGAUUUAGAAGUCUCAGGAGAUAUUGAAGAAACACUUGCCAAGGCAGGCAAGUCUGAAAGCAUGGAAUCCCUUGAAUGUUCAUCUGGUAGUGAUGUGGCUUCAUCUGGUUAUACUUCUACCACGGAUGGACAAGUCUUGGAAAUACCAGAAGAAAAUGUACAAGAAGCAUUGCAGCAUCUAAAUCAAUCUAUUGAGGCUUUUAGUCAUGGGCUUCAUAUGUUUCCCUGCUCCACAGAUAACAAAAAGCCAGAAGAUUGCUUGGACAAAAUUGAAGUAGAGUCUUCUCUGUCUUCUGGCAUUGCCCUAAAUCCUUCAGCCUUGCCCUAUUGCCAAAACCUGAUCACAAAGAGACAGUUGGCCUAUAACACUCUGGAUGCCACACCCAGGCAUGAAUUUUACAUAAACUCUGUAGCACCUGGGAGACUGAAAAGGAGUCGUCCAUCAUUAGAUAUUCUUCGCAAUGCUAUAUUGGAUGAAAAUGAAACAGUGCCUGUUUCCUUGGACCAAGAUCUUGAGACCGGUAACAAAAAUGAACCUGAGAACCCUGAAAUGGUGAACACAAAAAACAAUAAGAAAAAAAAGAAAGAAAGUGGACCUGUUCGUUUUGGAUGGGUAAAAGGCGUAAUGAUCCGAUGCAUGUUAAACAUCUGGGGGGUCAUCUUAUAUCUGCGAUUACCAUGGAUCACAGCGCAGGCUGGAAUAGGUCUCACUUGGGUGAUCAUUCUUAUGUCUGUGCUGGUGACUUCUAUCACAGGCCUAUCCAUUUCUGCCAUUUCCACCAAUGGCAAAGUUAAAUCAGGUGGGACGUAUUUUCUUAUCUCUCGUAGCCUGGGACCUGAGCUUGGAGGUUCUAUUGGACUCAUCUUUGCUUUUGCCAAUGCAGUUGCAGUCGCUAUGCACACAGUAGGCUUUGCGGAAACUGUUCGUGAUCUACUAAUUGAAUACAACGCAGUAAUUUCAGACCCAGUAAAUGACAUCAGAAUCAUUGGAGUGAUUACCGUGACAGUUCUCCUUGGUGUCUCAUUAGCAGGAAUGGAGUGGGAAGCUAAGGCUCAGAUUGUCUUCUUUUUUGUGAUCAUGGUGUCCUUUGCAAGUUAUUUUGUGGGGACAUUAAUGCCACCCAGUGAGGAGAAACAAGCCAAGGGGUUCUUUAGCUACCAAGGAUCAAUAUUCGCGGAAAACAUUGUUCCAGACUGGAGAGGUGAAACUAGUUCCUUCUUUGCCAUGUUUUCCAUAUUUUUCCCAUCUGCUACUGGUAUCUUGGCAGGUGCUAACAUCUCAGGAGAUCUAAAGGACCCAGCAGUGGCUAUACCAAAGGGAACGCUUUUGUCUAUAUUCUGGACCACCAUUUCAUACUUGGCUAUCUCUGCUACCAUCGGUUCCUGUGUUCUGCGUGAUGCAUCUGGCAUUUUGAAUGACACAAUCCCUAUAAAUGAGACAACAGAUUGUGAAGGACUAAGCUGUCAGUUUGGCUGGAAUUUCACUUCAUGCCGGGAAACAGAAAGUUGCUACUAUGGACUAGCUAAUCACUAUCAGGCAAUGAGCAUGGUAUCAGCCUUUAGUCCUCUCAUCACUGCCGGCAUCUUUGCUGCAACACUUUCCUCUGCUCUGGCCUGUCUUGUUUCUGCUCCCAAGGUCUUCCAGUGCCUUUGCAAGGACAAACUUUACCCUUUCAUUGGAUUUUUUGGUAAAGGUUACGGAAAGAACAAUGAGCCAAUCCGUGGAUACAUUCUCUCCUUUGCAAUUGCUAUAGCAUUCAUACUUAUUGCUGAACUAAACACCAUUGCUCCGAUAAUCUCCAACUUCUUCCUAUGUUCAUAUGCUCUUAUCAACUUCAGUUGCUUCCAUGCCUCAAUCACCAAUUCUCCAGGUUGGCGUCCCUCCUUCCGUUACUACAGCAAGUGGACUUCUCUUUUUGGAGCUGUUGUAUCUGUGGUCAUCAUGUUUCUCCUUACAUGGUGGGCAGCUAUUAUUGCUGUGGCCAUAAUCAUAAUACUACUGGGUUAUGUAACCUACAAGAAGCCAGAAGUAAAUUGGGGCUCUUCAGUGCAGGCUGGUGCAUACAAUAUGGCACUCACAUACAGUGUGAACCUAAGUGGAGUUCAGGAACAUGUCAAGAACUACAGACCUCAAUGUCUGGUGCUCACUGGACCCCCUAACUUUCGUCCUGCCCUGGUGGAUUUUGUUAGUUCAGUGACAAAGAAUACGAGUUUGAUGAUCUGUGGCAAUGUUGCUAUUGAUAGUGACAAGAUCACAGACUCAGAAGGACAACUGAGAUGGCUGAACACAAGAAAAGUAAUAUCCUUCUAUAGUAUGAUUUAUGAAAAAACUUUGAGAGCUGGAGCAAAAAAUCUCAUGCAGGUCUCUGGGUUAGGGCGCCUCAAGCCUAAUACUCUGGUCCUGGGGUAUAAAAGUAACUGGCAGAGUGAUUCAGUGCAGAACCUGGAGGAAUAUGUUGGGAUUAUACAUGAUGCAUUUGACUGCCAGUUUGCAGUGUGCAUUCUGCGUAUAAAUGAUGGGCUUGAUGUCUCACAGAAGGUUCAAGGUCAAGUGAAUUUGGCCUUCCAGGAUUCUGAUAAUGAAGCUUUCAGUGAUAAAGAGGACGAGAAAGAGCCCCACAGUCCCGUUCCAGAGAUUCUGAGUCAAACAAAUACUGAGUUCCAGGGCCGCCAAGGAAAAAAGAGUAUCCACGUCUACUGGCUGAGUGAUGAUGGGGGCUUGACACUUCUCAUCCCAUAUCUGCUAAAACGCAGAAGGCGCUGGAGCCAAUGCAAAGUCAAAGUAUUUAUCAGAUGCAGAACAGAAAAAGCAGAGGAGGAGAAAAAAGAAAUGCAGAGUCUUCUAGAGAAAUUCAGACUGGGGUUCCAAGAAGUUGUUGUACUUACUAAUGCGGAUCAAAAGCCUCAUUGCAGAAACAUGAAGGUGUUUGAGGACCUUAUUGCUCCAUACAAUGUCAGCACAAGGCAAAGAACAUCAGAGGAAGCAGAGAUCCCAUCAUGUGGCAUCACAGAGAAAGACCUUGUUCAUUACAUGGCUAAAUCCGAGCGCUAUGUGAGAAUGAAUGAGAUACUGAAGGAAAAUUCCCAGGAUGCAGCUCUUAUUGCAAUAAGCCUGCCUAUUGUUUCAAGAGACACCUGUCCAAGUUCUCUGUAUAUGGCUUGGCUGGCAAGCCUGUCACGUGAUCUCAACCCACCAAUUGUCUUCAUUCGAGGCAACCAACAGGAUGCACUCACAGUAUACUGCCAGUGAGCCGCUGGAAUCAAUUCAAACAUGGAGAGAAUCCAUGUUCUAUGUGGUGCUAUACACAGAACCUGGUGAAGCAUCAAAAGGCAUCUGGACUGCUACAGAAGACAAAGAAUACUUUGCACCAAAUGUUAUGCUGUAGUUAUAUGUAAAUACCAAGAUAUGUAACUCAAUAUCGAAAAAAGUAAAUGUCACAGCACUACAAUUUAAAAUUUCCAGUGGCAUACUGGAAUUAUAGUAUAUUUGCAGAGCCACAAGUCUGCAGAUGCUCUGAGAGAAAUUUGUUAGCAUUUUCCAUGAUGACAAAUUUUAAUUCUAUAUGUAAAUUAACCACUGUGCCUUUAUGUACAAUAAUUACCACUAUGCAUUUACUUUAUACUUAAAUUGCCUAUUUACCCUUUUAAUAGGGGGCAUUAUCUUAUUUUGAUUAAGUAGGUUGGAAGGUUUAGAAUAUAUUCUUUUUGUGGUGUUUUGUUAAAAGAAUAUUUAAUAUGGAAUGGUCUGCAAAUGUAACUACAUUUUAAUAAAAAAAUGGCAGCCUCGAGCUGCUGCAGACAGAAGUUAAUGUUACAAAAUCUAAGCCACACUUUGUAAAAUGUAUUGUAUAUAGUACUUUUCAUGUAAUAAAAGAUUCUAGAACACA